Molecule: messenger RNA, 807 nt
Organism: Colossoma macropomum (tambaqui)
Lineage: Eukaryota; Metazoa; Chordata; Actinopteri; Characiformes; Serrasalmidae
Gene: helt
Product: helt bHLH transcription factor
Exons: 4
Coding region: 1-807 (268 amino acids)
Biological process (GO): regulation of neurogenesis; anterior/posterior pattern specification; regulation of transcription by RNA polymerase II
Cellular component (GO): nucleus
Molecular function (GO): protein dimerization activity; RNA polymerase II cis-regulatory region sequence-specific DNA binding; DNA-binding transcription factor activity, RNA polymerase II-specific
Source: RefSeq, a predicted model, not a curated record
AUGAACGUUCGGUUUGCGCUCGUGCACCAAGCGAUGACAUCAAAGAAGAUGAAGGACGGGAAGAGGACGCCGGUCUCGCACAAGGUGAUCGAGAAGCGGAGGAGAGACCGCAUCAACCGCUGCCUGCACGAGCUCGGCAAGACCGUGCCCAUGGCGCUCGCCAAACAGAACUGCGGGAAGCUGGAGAAGGCGGAGAUCUUGGAGAUGACCGUGCAGUAUCUGCGCGCGCUCCACGCUGCGGACUUUCCUCGCGGAGGCAGAGAGAAAGGUGAGCUGCUCGCGGAGUUCGCCAGCUACUUCCACUACGGCUACCGCGAGUGCAUGAAGAACUUGGUGCACUACCUCACCACGGUGGAGCGCGCGGAGACCAAAGACGCCAAGUACGCGCGCGUGCUCGCCUUCCUGCAGUCGCGCGUUCUCUCUGAGCCCGUCUUCGGCGCGCUCGCGAGCGUCUCCUCGCCGGAGCGCGCGGACCACCACCACCACCACCACCACCUCCACCACCCGUGCCAGGAGUACCAAAGCGGCGCGAGCCCCGCCGAAUACCCGAGCUCACCGGGACACUUCGCGUGGCACGGACACGCGCACGCGCUCGCCUACGCGUCGGUGCCUCUGUCAGCGAGCGCGCAGCACGAGCAGCCGCACCAGCAGCAACACCAGCAUCACCAACAGCAGCAGCAGCAGCAACAGCAGCACGCGGGCUACUUCGCGCCCGCGCAGGGACUCGAGCAUCACUACCUCAGCCUAAUAGGGCACGCGCACGCGAGCGCGCUCGGCCUGCACGCGCCAGCGCACGCCGCUCUGUAA